CCCACAAGUGACACACAGUGAGAAAGAGAGAUCGAAACAAUGGCAGCUAAAAAACGACCGUCAACGGCGGCGCCGGCGACCGUGAAUCAACCGGAAUCAUCCAUAAACACGGAAAAGCCUAAAUCCGGUGACUCCUCACCGGAACCUCCUAUAGCGCCGGCGAAAGUUUACUUAAUUUUCAAAAUCUCUUUGAUAUUCUUAAUCCCAUACUUCUACUUGAUAUUUUACCACUACAAAAUCGAAUCGGAGCUCCGACGAUCGAUUCUCAUCAAUGCAAUUGUUAGCUUGAUAGGAUUCUUCGUCACUGUUACUAUGAUUCCUGUUGCCUCUAAGUACGUAUUGAGAAGGAAUUUAUUUGGAUAUGAUAUCAACAAAAAAGGCACUCCUCAAGGCUCUGUCAAAGUACCUGAGUCACUAGGCAUUAUUGUUGGGGCAGUGUUCUUGGUCGUGGCAAUCUUGUUUCAAUAUUUCAACUUCACAGCUGAUUCAAAUUGGCUUGUUGAGUACAAUGCUGCAUUAUCUUCAAUCUGCUUCAUGAUGCUACUUGGGUUUGUGGAUGACGUCCUUGAUGUACCUUGGAGAGUGAAACUGCUAUUACCCUCCAUUGCAGCUCUUCCAUUGUUGAUGGCAUAUGCUGGGCAUACAACUAUUAUUAUACCGAAACCCCUUGUAUCAUAUGUUGGAUUAGAGAUCUUGGAUCUAGGAUGUAUCUACAAAUUAUAUAUGUGGCUAUUGGCAAUAUUUUGCACAAAUUCAAUCAAUAUCCACGCUGGUAUCAAUGGCCUUGAAGUUGGGCAGACAGUCGUUAUCGCAGCUGCUAUUUUGAUACACAACAUCAUGCAAAUUGGAGCAUCUGCUGAUCCUGAAUACAAACUAGCCCAUGCUUUUUCUAUUUACCUUGUUCAGCCAAUGCUUGCUACUUCCUUGGCUUUACUAUCAUACAACUGGUAUCCUUCCUCAGUUUUCGUUGGUGAUACCUUUACAUAUUUUGCUGGAAUGACCAUGGCAGUGGCUGGAAUCUUGGGUCACUUUAGUGAAACACUGCUUAUAUUCUUUUUGCCGCAAGUUCUGAACUUCCUACUAUCAGUACCUCAGCUUGCUGGUAUUGUACCUUGUCCAAGGCAUCGGCUCCCUAAGUUCGAUCCUCAGACUGGCUUAUUGACCGGAACAAAUGAUGGGACGCUAGUGAACCUUUUCUUAAGGCAAUUGGGCAGAAUGUCAGAACAGUCCCUUUGUGUCGUGCUACUAGUCUUCCAGGCCCUGUGCUGUGGCUUCUGUUUUCUGCUGAGAUGGCUCCUUACGGGUUGGUACAAAUGAAGCUGUGAUACGAGAUCAGCUAUUUCAAUAGGCGAAUUCCAUCAGAACAUUAACUUAAACCUUCAUGAAGAGGUUUUUAUUUUAUGAAGAAACGACGAUACCAUAUUUUGAAGAAAGUGACAGCCAUAUACAUUCAUGC
This is a messenger RNA of Solanum tuberosum (potato), 1456 nucleotides long. RefSeq names its product UDP-N-acetylglucosamine--dolichyl-phosphate N-acetylglucosaminephosphotransferase-like. Gene Ontology annotation, cellular component: membrane. The record is from RefSeq and is marked provisional. Gene Ontology annotation, molecular function: UDP-N-acetylglucosamine-dolichyl-phosphate N-acetylglucosaminephosphotransferase activity. Gene Ontology annotation, biological process: dolichol-linked oligosaccharide biosynthetic process. NCBI's taxonomy places the organism in Eukaryota, Viridiplantae, Streptophyta, Magnoliopsida, Solanales, Solanaceae.